Molecule: messenger RNA, 4078 nt
Organism: Sphaeramia orbicularis (orbiculate cardinalfish)
Lineage: Eukaryota; Metazoa; Chordata; Actinopteri; Kurtiformes; Apogonidae
Gene: ppfibp1b
Product: PPFIA binding protein 1b
Exons: 28
Coding region: 177-3167 (996 amino acids)
Biological process (GO): neuromuscular junction development
Cellular component (GO): presynaptic active zone
Molecular function (GO): protein binding
Source: RefSeq, a predicted model, not a curated record
ACUAGCCGUCACUUCGACAUCAUGGCGUAGCGAUGUGGACAACCGGGGGCACUGGUGGGCACGGAGAAGUUGAGAAAAGAACCAUUGUGGACUUUUAGGGUGAACACUGAAGGAAAGCAAUAAACGAAAAUCCUGUUAUUACUUCCAGCUGAGUUACGAUUCAUCAGUGACUAAAGAUGAUGUCAGAUGCCAGUGACAUGUUGGCAGCUGCCUUGGAGCAGAUGGAUGGCAUUAUAGCAGGUAAAGGCUCCAAGGCUCUGGACUACUCUAACGGGUUGUUUGACUGCCAGUCGCCCACCUCUCCUUUCAUGGGCAGCCUGCGGGCACUUCACCUUCUGGAAGACCUACGGAGUGUCCUGGAGUUGAUGGACACAGACGAAAGGGAGAGCCUCCGUUGUCAGAUCCCUGACUCUACAGCUGACAGUCUGGUGGAGUGGUUACAGGGUCACCUGUCCAAUGGACACAUCCCUCUGAGUGGAGGAGACCAUUACCAGGAAAGGCUUUCCCGACUAGAGAGUGAUAAGGAGUCUCUGGUGCUUCAGGUGAGUGUACUGACAGACCAGGUGGAGGCACAGGGUGAGAAGAUACGGGAUCUGGAUCUGUGUUUAGACGAGCACAGGGAGAAGCUCAAUGCCACUGAGGAGAUGUUGCAACAGGAGCUUCUUUGCAGAACAGCACUUGAAAACCAGAAGCUCGAGCUGAUCUCUGAAGUGUCCAACUUAAAGCUGAAGUUGAAUUCCAUGGAGAAGGAGAGACUGGACUUUGAUGACAGAUUUAGGGACAGUGAGGAUUUGAUUCUUGAAAUUAAUGAACUGCGGUACAGAAUGACAGAGCUGGAGACUGAAAAGUUACAGUACGAAAAGAAACUUAAAUCUACAAAGUCGCUAAUGGCCAAGCUUUCUAGCCUGAAAAUCAAAAUGGGCCAGAUGCAGUAUGAAAAACAGAGGAAAGAGCACAAACUCCAAGCUAUGAAGGAGGAACUUGCCAUACUGAGGAGGCAGCUGGAGGGCAAAGACGGAGAAAUGAGGCGACUACAGGAUGAGACGGGCUUCAAAGCUGUCGCCGCGUGCAGUACAGAUCCCACAGAGAGAGUCUCUCAUCCAGAUGAAACUCUUAGAAAGAGGCUGAAAGAAAAACACGUGGAAGUGCAGAGAAUGAAAAAGGCAGUUGAAUCAUUGAUGGCAGCCAAUGAGGAGAAGGAUCGUAAGAUUGAAGAACUAAAGCAGUCACUGUUGCGGUACAAGAAAGUUCAAGACAUGGUGAUGUCAGUACAAGGCAAAAAAGAGAAAGCUAAAGACAGCGAGCACUUUGAAAGUCAAGGUGAGGGUUCCACAGGUGUUUCGUCAAAUGGUGCUCCAUUUGUCGAGCAGGACAAGCAGGAAAUGAUGGAUGUGGAACAAGUGAAAAGGAAGAGCCCAGACGAGGAGAGCCUCAGUAGACUGAUUGUGGAGUCUUCGCCUUCUCCCAGUCCCACUGAUCAGGAACGAGUAUCACAGUCUACACCCACAGAUGGCGAAAGCACUCAAGAUAGCACAAAGUUUGGCACCCAGGAGCAGCUGGAGAAAGUGAAUAAUGAAAAGAAUACAAGUGAGGAGAUCACUAAGAUUAGUGAAAAGCCACCCAUUGGUCCUUCUGCCACGUUGCCUGCCACCACCGAUGAUGAAAGCUUUGGCUCAAGAAAGGCCCGUUCUUCUUUUGGAAAGGGCUUCUUCAAGAUCCGUGGGGGCAAAAAGACAACGAGCACCCCUAACCUGGACCGCAGCCGGAGUGCAAGUGCGCCUAUGCUAGCUGAAACAGAGCGACAGGGCACUGACCAUCUGGAUCUGGCUGGGCUGCCUCAGAGGUCAGCUAACAGCGAUAGCACCCACACGCUCCCUACAACCCCAGAAAGCAGGAAGAAAUCCAAAGGAAUAAAGAAACUUUUUGGAAAGCUAAAAAGAAGUCAGUCCACCACUUUCAACCUGGAUGACAACCUUCCAGAGGGCGAGUUCAAAAGAGGAGGAGUCCGAGCCACAGCAGGACCCAGACUGGGCUGGUCCCGUGACCUCCAGCGAGUCAACAAUGAUGUGGAUGCGCCAUUUGCACGCUGGUCCAAGGAUCAGGUGUGUGACUGGCUGCAGGAGCAGGGUCUCGGCCUUUACGUGAACAUGGCUCAUGUGUGGAUUUCCUCUGGACAGACACUGCUGCAGGCUUCACAGCAAGACCUAGAGAGGGAGCUCGGUAUCAAACACCCACUGCACAGAAAGAAGCUUCAGCUCGCUCUGCAGGCUCUGGGCUCAGAAGAAGAGGAUAAUAAGGGAAAACUGGACUACAACUGGGUGACGAGAUGGCUGGAUGACAUCGGUCUGCCUCAGUAUAAGACCCAGUUUGAUGAGGGCAGGGUGGACGGUCGCAUGCUGCACUACAUGACAGUGGAUGACCUGCUUUCUCUCAAAGUGGGGAGUGUCCUGCAUCACCUCAGCAUCAAGAGAGCUAUUCAAGUACUACGGCUCAACAACUAUGAGCCCAACUGCUUGCGUCGCAGGCCAUCGGAUGAGAAUAAUAUUUCACCGGCUGAGAUCUCCCAGUGGACCAACCACAGGGUGAUGGAGUGGCUGAGGUCUGUAGAUCUGGCAGAAUACGCUCCUAACCUGAGAGGCAGUGGUGUGCACGGAGGCCUGAUGGUUCUGGAGCCACGUUUCAAUGUGGAGACCAUGGCACUGCUGCUGAACAUACCCCCCAAUAAGACCCUGCUGCGUCGCCACCUCGCCACACACUUCACUCUGCUCAUUGGUUCAGAGGCUCAGCAGCUCAAACAGGAGUGUCUCGAAAACCCAGACUAUACUUUGCUCACUGCAACCACCAAGGUCAAGCCAAGGAAGCUGUCCUUUGGUAACUUUGGCAGCCUGAGGAAGAAGAGGCAGGAUGAGAGUGAAGAGUAUGUGUGUCCUAUGGAUGUGGAGAUGCCAAAGGGGCGGAGCUUUCAGAAAGGCUUUGAGCUCCAAAUCUACGAGGACGACCUCGACAGGCUAGAACAGAUGGAGGACUCGGAGGGAACUGUGAGACAGAUUGGCGCUUUUUCAGAGGGAAUCCAAAAUCUGACAAGCAUGUUGAAAGAUGAUGAAUUCUUUAAAGAGAUUUCCAAUUCACCGAACCCCAGUGUAACAGACGAAGACUCUAAUGCAUGAAGCCGUCGACUUCAUAAGACCUGGUCCUGCUGUGAACAAAACUCUGUGCCAACCCUCUCUACUCACACUGACGGGUCUCGAACAACCACAACAAUGUUCCCACUUUUUGUCUUAGUGUCACAUUCAAAAAUGAGCCAAAAGUAUUACAUAUUCCUUUUUUUAACCUGUUUUUAUCAAUGGUUUUGUGAAAACCUUCAGUCUAGUUGCCACUAUUACUCCUGAACUGUGUCUCGGUCACAUGUAGGACAACACCACUGUCUGCCUGCCAGCUGGUUUCUGGAGAUAUUUUAUAUUCUGGCUUCUUUCUGUUAAUGUUUUAAUUAAAGAGUAAACCAACAGAAAAAAAGACAUCUAUAUUAUGCCCGUAUAGAUUUAAUAUAUGUCUUUUAAAUUUCCUGUGACUGUAGAAAUAAUAAUAUUAAAAAAAGAGAUGGUUGUCAUUCAGAGGUAAUGUUUUCCCAUUUUAAGUCACUCUACAGUUAAAACUCCAAAAUGCAGCUGCUAUGGUUUCUACAGACCUAAACUUUUCUAACUAAAUGGAAAAUGUCUUAUGUUUUAUCGUAUAAUGAACAUUUCACAGGUAUUUGCAUAUUUUGCAUGCAGUUGCACCGAUACAUAUCAUUCAAUAAAAAGCAUAAUGAAUAUCAUUGCAUGGUAUUGAAACCUGACAGUAAUAUAAGAGCUUUUCUUAGCUUAUCUAACUGUAUUUUCACUACAGAUGGAUUUGAAUGGACUCCUGCUGACUCACACCAGGUUAGAUUUGGUCAAGUGUUUCAGCAGCAGUUUCAGGUUUAUGACAUAACGUCAGUAAUAAUGUUGUAAUGCAGCCCAUGUCAUGCAUACCUGAGAAGAUGGAUUGUUUUUUUUAAUGUUUAUCCAUUUCUAAGAUCAAUAAAAAGUUAUUUAAAUUA